Messenger RNA from Gordionus sp. m RMFG-2023, 644 nucleotides. RefSeq names its product elongin-C. Gene Ontology annotation, cellular component: elongin complex. NCBI's taxonomy places the organism in Eukaryota, Metazoa, Nematomorpha, Gordioida, Chordodea, Parachordodidae. The transcript is spliced from 3 exons. Bases 48 to 449 code for a protein of 133 amino acids. Gene Ontology annotation, molecular function: protein-macromolecule adaptor activity. The record is from RefSeq and is a predicted model, not a curated record. Gene Ontology annotation, biological process: ubiquitin-dependent protein catabolic process.
UUUAAAAUAAAUUAUAAUUUUUCGUUUGUUCGGUUCUAGACUUUAAAAUGUCUGUUGAAGAUGAGCACACAUCAGGGGAUUUUACUAAUAGCUCAAUAAAUAUAGAGCAAAAUCAUGUAAAUAGGAAUUUAUAUGGUGGGUGCGAAGGACCGAAUGCUAUGUAUGUCAAAUUGAUCUCCUCGGAUGGGCACGAGUUUAUUGUUAAAAGAGAACAUGCCUUAACCUCCGGUACAAUUAAAGCAAUGCUUAGUGGCCCAGGCCAAUUUGCAGAAAAUGAAACUAAUGAGGUCCAUUUUCGUGAAAUUCCGUCUCAUGUUCUUCAAAAGGUAUGUAUGUAUUUUACAUAUAAAGUAAGAUACACAAAUAGUUCAACUGAAAUCCCAGAAUUUCCUAUAGCACCUGAAAUUGCAUUGGAACUCUUGAUGGCUGCAAAUUUUUUAGAUUGUUAAUAUUAUAGAACAAAUUAUAUUAUUCUUAAUACAGAUAAAAUAACAACAAUGUUUUAAUUUUAUAUAAUAUAAGUUUUUGAAAUUUAAUGUUCUUUUUAUCUUUAAUUUAUUGCACUUAAUGUAAAUAAAUAUUUAUUUACAAAAUUUAGGUAGUAAACUAAAUUCUCUUUGUAAAUAAACUUGAUGUCAAAUGUA